Molecule: messenger RNA, 1128 nt
Organism: Lotus japonicus
Lineage: Eukaryota; Viridiplantae; Streptophyta; Magnoliopsida; Fabales; Fabaceae
Exons: 2
Coding region: 1-1128 (375 amino acids)
Molecular function (GO): nucleic acid binding; RNA-DNA hybrid ribonuclease activity
Source: RefSeq, a predicted model, not a curated record
AUGGCUGCCUUAGCACGCUUCUUGCCAAUGGCAGGCGACAAAGCAGCUCCGUUCUUCACUUGUUUGAAAAAGAAUUCGACGUUUCAAUGGACUGAGGCGUGUGAAAAAGCUUUUACUAAAUUGAAAGAAUCAUUAGCAACAUUACCAGUACUAUCCAAACCCACGCCAGGCGUUCCUUUGACGCUCUACUUGGCAGUUACAGAUAGGGCGGUCAGUACUGUGUUGCUUCAGGAAGAAGGGAAAAAGCAUAAGGUUAUCUAUUUUGUGAGACAUACUCUGCAAGGUGCUGAAUUGCGAUACCAAAAAAUCGAGAAGGCGGCGUUGUAUGAGCCAAGGGGACAAGUUACAAUCCAAAGCUUGAUUGACUUCGUGGCGGAAUUAACACCCACGGAAGGCGAGAAAACUCAGGGAGAGUGGGUCCUGUCUGUUGAUGGAUCCUCCAACGAUACGGAAAGUGGGGCAGGAAUAACUAUUGAAAGCCCGGACAAAAUGGUCAUCGAACAAUCUUUGAAAUUCGAGUUUAAGGCGAGCAGCAACCAAUCAGAAUACGAGGCACUAAUCGGCGGUUUAAGACUCGCCAUUGAAUUAGGCGUUCAGAAAUUGUUUAUCAAAGGCGACUCACAGCUGGUUGUUAAACUGGUAAAAGGAGAGUAUCAGGUGAAGGAUCCACAACUUUCCAAAUACCUGGAAGUGGUGCACAGGCUAAUGAUGGAAAUAGAGAAGAUCAGGAUAGAACAUAUUCCAAGAAGUCAAAAUGAAAGGGCGGACGUGCUGGCAAAAUUGGCCAGUACGGGGCGAUUGAGCAAUUAUCAAACAGUCAUCCAAGAAACCCUUCCUCGCUCCAGUAUUGACUUGGUGGAAGUUAAGUUAAAGGCGGUAAAGACGGUAACGGAAGGCGAGCCUUCGUGGAUGGAAUCAAUCAAAACUUUUCUCCAAAACCCUCAAACGGAUGAUAAUUUGAACACAAAAGAAAAGCGUAGGGAGGCUAGUUUUUACACGCUGGUAGGCGAUGAGCUAUAUCGGCGGGGAAUUAUGUCUCCUAUGCUCAAAUGUGUUGACAUGAGAGAUGCUCAGGGAAUCAUGGCAGAAGUUCACAAAGGAGUAUGCUUUAGUCAUAUAGGAGGGUGA